Molecule: messenger RNA, 2513 nt
Organism: Hippoglossus stenolepis (Pacific halibut)
Lineage: Eukaryota; Metazoa; Chordata; Actinopteri; Pleuronectiformes; Pleuronectidae
Gene: tmem106ba
Product: transmembrane protein 106Ba
Exons: 8
Coding region: 174-962 (262 amino acids)
Source: RefSeq, a predicted model, not a curated record
UGAUGUUGAGCUGGAGUCUGGACGCCGGACACCACCGACAUCCGCCCGUCCAAUGAGCAGAGGAGGGGGCGUCGGCUUCAGUUCCUCACCGGAGAAACGACCAUAACAAAGCAGCGACGACGACCCGAAUGGAAACAGAGACGAACUAACGGAGAAAACAGACAGCUGCAGCAAUGGGCAAGUCCCAGUCACACUUGGCCAAACACAAGGGCGAGAGUCAGGACCCGCUGACGAGUGACGGCGAGUACAAAGACGGUCAGACAGAGGAGGACGGCAAAAAUGGAGACGUGUCUCAGUUCCCCUACGUGGAGUUCACCGGCCGGGACAGCGUGACGUGCCCCACGUGCCAGGGCACUGGCAGAAUCCCACGAGGUCAAGAGAAUCAGCUGGUGGCUCUGAUUCCAUACAGCGACCAGAGGCUCCGGCCAAGCAGGACAAAACUAUAUGUCACAAUAUCCGUGGCUCUCUGCCUGCUGCUGUCAGGUCUGGCUGUUUUCUUCCUCUUCCCUCGCUCCAUCGAUGUUUCCUACGUGGGCGUGAAGUCUGCCUACGUCUCCUAUGACCAGGACAAGCGGAUCGUCUAUCUCAACAUUACAAACACUCUGAACAUCACCAAUAACAACUACUACGCCAUAUCUGUGACCAACAUCACGGCACAAGUGCAGUUCUCCAAGACGGUGAUCGGCAAGGCCAAGUUCAGCAACAGCACGGUGAUCAUACCGCUGGAUGAACAGCAGAUCGACUACACCGUCCCCACCACCAUUGCUGAUGAGAUGAGUUAUAUGUUUGACUACUGCACUAUGCCGACCAUUAAAGUUCACAACAUAGUGGUAAUGAUGCAGGUGACGGUGACGACGACGUAUUUCGGACACGCGGAGCAGGUCUCCCAGGAGAUGUACCAGUAUGUGGACUGCGGUGGGAACACCACGUCCUUGCACGGGCAUGUGCAGGUCUACCAAUAAGGGCAAGCGAGAGACCCCCCCCCCCGGUGUCACACACUGCUGUAACAUAGGUCCUCGGAGAUAGACUGGGAUGACUUCCAUGUAGGAAAUUCUUGCACAGUGUCAACGGAUUACAGGACAGCAACAUAUCAUUUCUUAAAUUUGUCCCAGUGGCUCAUCCAUUUUUAAAUUCCCAACCACUUUUUUUUUCUUUCCCAUCCGCAGGUCAGAUAUGAUGUUGAGAGGAGGUAUUUUGUGUUACUUUUCAAAACCGGCUGUCAAAGCAGAUUUACUCACCCGCCACAGCCAGAGUUUUUUCAGGAUUCACCUGGAGGGUUGUCGUCAUCUUCCACCCUGGUGCCAGCAACGUAGAGCGAUGUAAUUUAAUAUUCACAUCAGUGGAGGGAAUCCCAGUGGUUUCAGAUCCGAUUGCACUUUAGCCCCAUUCCUUACCUAGAGAGUAAUAAGAAUGUUGAAUGAAUACGACAGGAAUGCUGUGAUUGUUGUUAUAUUCUCACCCCCCUUUUGAUAAAGAAUACAAUAACUACAAUGUGAGAGGGACUCAACUUUAUUUUUUGGGGGGGGGCACAGUAUAGAACCACUUUUUUCUGCCCUCUUUUCAUUCCUUCCUGCUGCAGUUUUAUCUCUUUUCUUUCCAGUAAAGUUAAAUUCUUGGUAUUGUAAUAGUGCAAUAUGUAUGAGGUGUCGUCUUUAUCAUUCGUUUUUUCCUUUAUUUUCAGCUUGAGUACAGGUCUACAGUACAGUACCGCUACUACUAACAGUAAUAGCAGUUAUUUUUAUGUUUAUGAGGGUAAUUUAAAAGCAAAUGUGACCACUGUGACACCUGACAUCAGCAUAUUCUGAAGGAUUAAAUGAAAUCGUUUUACAUUCAAGGAAAAAAAACUUAUUUUUAAAAGGGAUGAUAUUUUCAAUCUCAUAGGAAAUGUGGGAGCAUGACAGUGGACGAUUAAAAAACAGGAAUGUGUAAAUAUGAAAUAUGUGCUUUCCUUCUGGUUUGCUUUAAAACACUUCAUUUCCAGAGCUGUGUUCGAUCUGAUAACUUUUUUCCCAUUAACAAGUUUUAAUCUGGUUUCCUUGCUGUAUUAAUCCAAUCUGAAUCUCUUAUUUUAUCGUAUUUUGCGUUGAGUGCUGGUUUUUAAUUCAUGGUUUCACUUUUAUAAUGUGGUGGUAUUUGGAUUGGCUGAUGAUUAUAUUUUACAGCACAGACCGUUUAAAUGAUUUAAUGACUUCUUCUGACAGAAGAUGUCUGUAGCUCUGUUACGCUGAACACAUCAACUUUUACACAUGGAAUCUAUUGCACUUCUGUCUGUCCUGGGAGAGGGACCCCCCCACAUGUGGUUCCCUCCAUCAAAGUUGCUGGUCUGAGUUAUCACACUGGUUAUUCUGGCAGGUAAUAUGAUUUCUGGUCAGCGUAAGAAAACUGUAACCGUAGCUUCCAGCCCUGCCUGAUGUUUCAUAACACUGUAGAUGUUAAAACCUUAUUGUUUCUGCUUAACAUCACCUCAAUGUUUUUGAUGCAUGAAGCUGAAAAUAAAAUCAUGAUCCACUGUC